AAGAAAAGAACCCUUCCUUCUCCACACCACACUACUAUGAGUUCACCGCUACUCCCUGUUGCCACCUCCUCCGACGCCCACGCGCCAAACCCGCGCGUGCUGCCACUUUAUGACAUCUUUAGUUUUCUCAGCACCACAAUCAGCAGCGGCAUCAUAACCUACCUCGCCUACACCAAAAACGACACCCCAAUGCUCCUCUUCGCCGCCUUCAUCUACGUCGUUUACUUCUCCGUCGACUUCUCCCCACCACCACAACAACCCAAGGCGCGUGGGCUCCACGCCGUGAAACUCGCGUCGUGGGCGUUGCUGAGUUCCACGAUGUUGGGAUUCGCGUGUUCGUUCUCGACCUCUUUAACGCCGCCGGAGUCGCUGUGCUUCUUCUGGGUGGUGCUCGGUGGCAGCGCGUUGCUACACGGCGCGUGGAUGGGGGACGAGAACUUUGUUUCGAAGAAGGAACAGUACGCGGACAUGGUUCGGUCGUUUGCUCCGAUUAUGUUAAUGUUUUUCGGUCUGGGGAGACAUUACCUCUCGACUCAACUCAUCCUACAUGCUGCCAUCAUGAAUGCGAGGAACCUCGUUCGGCCAACAACAAUUUGUGUAAAUAUAAAUACUAAACAAUUAAGUGGUUGAUUUUCGGUUUUCGUGUUCUUGAGACUUUAAUUUGGACUCGUGUGUUCAGUCAUUUGAAUGAAUAAUAUGGACCUUGAUCAUUUAAGGGUUUAAA
This is a messenger RNA of Glycine soja, 724 nucleotides long. RefSeq lists its product as uncharacterized. The record is from RefSeq and is a predicted model, not a curated record. NCBI's taxonomy places the organism in Eukaryota, Viridiplantae, Streptophyta, Magnoliopsida, Fabales, Fabaceae. The transcript has a single exon. The coding region runs from base 37 to 630 and encodes 197 amino acids.